ACAGCAACUUUCAACACGUCUUACGCCGGAAUCGCCUUGUCUUCAAUCACGACUACAUUGGCCAGUUUGUUGUGUUCGCGUCUUCUCUACGAGCAAAGCCUUCAAAUUAUUCUGGGUAACUCCAUAAUCGCUUUGUAACGCGUUCUUCCAGAGCGUUCUCAGCUUCGUCUGUGACUCCUUGUCAGACAACAGGUAGAAACGCCUCUCUUGUAAUCUCACAAGUUGCAACGUACAUAUCUCCCGAAGGACAUCCAAACUGUCAUCAUUCAAAGACUAGUGGAGGUCUUACUUAUUCCAAGUUGUCACCUUCGAACUGCUGCUUGGGCUCCAAACCUCUCUUCGAAUCACUACCCUGCACACCUUUAUACUUCAGGCUUCUGGGCGCCUCCCAGUCUCACAGCCAUGGUAGAUGACACGAUGGAGAUCUCCUCUGAUCACGGUCACAAUGAUGAACAGGGUGAUAUCGAUCUUGACCUGGAUCUGACUGGAGACCAUGGUGACGAGGACUUCAUACUUGAAGAUGCCACCUCCCACCUUGAUGACAUCGAAGACGAGCUCCAUCCCCAAACAUCAGUUACAGUGAACGACGAUAUAAUGCUUGACGAUGACAACGAAUCUUACCAGAUGGAGGACGCAGAGCUACUGGAAGAAGAAACCGAGCACAUUAUUGAGCAGGAGUCGAUGUCUUUCGCCACUGAUGGAGAUGCCUCGUAUAUUGGGAUGUAUGGACAAAAUGGGGAUCAGCUUCUUGCAGCUGAUACGAACGGCCUUCUCUAUGACGGAUAUGAUGCUAGGAGCGAUGAAAAGCUUGGUUUUGAUCUUCAACAACAGCCCGGGGUCGUUCUCCAAGAGGAAGAUUUUCAAGUCCAAGAUGACUCCCAUACUAAGAGUGCAGAAACCGUUGCUCAAAAUACUGCCGGUCAAGGAUCGCAAGUCUCUAGUCCAAGUCAAAGCCUUCCUCCUACAGCUCCCACCGAACCUAGAAGCCCUCCAGCCUCAAUUCUCGAGCCUGGCCCAAGUCCUCCUCACAGUACACACGAAAACAUUGACUCGGCACAGCUUCAUGAUGCGAACAAUAGCAGGUUUGAUAUCGCAUCAAUCAAUGACACACCCAGCCUCCAAACUGUGGUAGUUGUGUAUCGAGAAGUCGAGUACGCUCUAUUCUCCGCUUCAGAGCAUGAUGACCCAGAUUUAUACUUCCUGUCAGACAAGACCAUAGCUGAGAAACCCCUCAGUGAGUUCUUCAAGGCGAUUCGCGAGGUAAUCCGAAACGACCUUACCGAUGAAGAUGAGUUGUGCCUUGUUGUGGAUAGUCUUGGUCUUCAGGUUGAAGAGGUAUCCUCCUUUAUCGGUGAUGUAACCCUUUUAGAAGUACUGAGCCUACAUGCCAAGCUGGCGAAAAACGAUGGCCUUGAAAACUCGGGGGAGUGUCAUAUUGUCUUGAAGACGAGAACCAACUUCUCUCGCAGAUUUUCGACUCUCUUAGCGGGCGCUGCAGAAGGUAAAGGCUUGUCUCACUUUGCCUAUUGGGAUGACCAGAGCAUUGGUCUGGACGAUUCCGAGGACCUAGGAGAGAGCAAACAUGACCUGAAUUCGAAUGGUGCAGACCAAGAGCCCGCCGAAGCUACGGAAAACUUCCAUGAAGAGUCGCAGUACGAGAUUGCAGAAAGCGGAGAUCCUGGCCAGACUCUAGUAGCACCAGCGGAUGGGCAGAUUGAUAUGCAGAAACCAGAAAAUAAAUCCGCCAGCGAACAACAGCUUGCUUCUCCAGAGCUAACUGGCUCUGCAAACGAUCCCCUUGUCAUGACUCCGAAGACGACAGCUCUCAAGUCAACAAAAUCUGAGCAGGGGGUUGAAAGUGAUAUCGAUGAAGAUGGAGAUCUGAUCGAUUAUUCAGAUGACGAGGGUACUAAAGUCGAGGAGAAGCGAAAAGCCGCUGCACGAAACACAGAUAUUGAUGAGACAGCUACCGGUAUAUACACCGAUUUCUUUCGUUCCACAUGUUUCUUGCCCCAAACCUGUUUCUGUUCUGAAUGCCAACGACUCAUCGUAGAAGAAUUCGAACAGAGGGAUGAGCUCCUACAUCGUCGCUCCCUCGACAGGCGCCAGUCAUCCGCUGCAGCCACCCCUGAGGAGCACGACAAGGUAUCCGAAGAGAGAGCUCUUGAGCAACAGCAAUCGAACGAUGAAGGCGAGAUAAUUUCACUGGCCGACGAUGGCGCUGUUAGGCUCGGCGAUGAGACCCAAACAGUUGAGAAGGAAAUUUAUACUGACCAGAACGAAAUCGGCUAUGAGCACUUCGAGGUUAAGGACGUUGACGACAACGACUACGGCGACUUCGCCGGAAACGAUUUGAAAUGUGACCAUGAGGAAACGGAUCAUGAUACCUUCACAUUGAGCGGUGUUGCCAAAGUCGGUACAGAGAACGAUGAGAGCAAUGCUACCUUGGAGCAAUAUGAAGGAGAGUUUGAGCACCAUGAUUACGCCGAGCUGGAUCAUGAUUACGAAGCUGAACAAGGUGCUAGUCAUCUGAGUACCACUUCAGACUAUGACAAUAAUGACCUUGAAUUUGAGGUUGUCGGGUUGCCCUUCCAAGGUGAACCAGAGCAAGGCAACGAUCUCCUCGGGCUGGAUGAAAUGAAUGGACACAUCGACACCCUAGAUACUUCAAAGGCGAGCAGUCUAGAUGUUGUUGACACGGCGGAGUCAAGUGUCACAAUAGGUGCGGAUGAGAUCCAGUAUGAAGUCGGUAUGCUCGAAGGAACCACGGUGGCUGAGCCGAACAUGAGUGCUACAUUCGCGACAAGUCCUGGGGUUGCAGAGAUCGCAGAGCAGAAGGAUGAAAUUGACUAUGAAGAUGAUGACGAGGAAAUAAAGCGUUCGCUGCCAGCUCCUACCGCCGCACUCAAGGCUCCUGGAUACCAAAAUGUUAAUGGCAAGAGAUCAAUUGAAGAUGUUGAGUCCACUGACUCCCAGACUACUCUGGCCAAUGGUAUGUUCAGGUCACUGAACAAGAAACGAAGCAUCUGCUAAUACAAUUCAGAUGCUAAGCGUCCACGGUCAUGAUCUCACCCACCAUAUGGAGGCGUCGCUGCGUUCAUCUCUGACUCAGCUUCUGGUCAAUUUCAAGCAUCUCGAUCUGUGCCGGAUCUAUUGCUGCAACUGGCUCCAUCUCAACUUUCAUAUCGACAUGACCCUUUGGACACCGCUCUUGGAUGCAUGAUAUCGGAUGCUCCUACCAUUUACCCAGUCGACUCCCGAGCUCGACCUCCAUGUACGAUUACUACUAACAGUGCCUUAGGAACUCAUUUACAGUAAGUCCGACAGGUAUAAUCAUACAUUCCCCCGUUCCGCCCCUUUGCUUCUUCCCCUCCAAAAUAACAUGAUACCCGUAACACACCAGCUUCACACUUCAAGGUCCGGUUCUGGCGGUUUAGCAUAGCACGGCGUUCUUCUUCGUUAUUACUUUGCAUUCAGGUCUGGGUGUUGAAUGGCGCCUAUGAAGAAGGGUUGACGCCAAUUUCCUUACAGAGAGACUUUUAAAUAUCAUUCAGUGGACGUAGCUCAGGGGUGGAUUACUGCUUUGAUAGCAACGACUGACACUGACGAAUGUUGCUGGCUCUCUAUGAACAAGUCUGGUGUGCCUUCACGUACGUAGGAUUAGAGGGAUAUGAACGAUGUUGUAGAUGAGCAUCUCAAAAAAUACUCAAG
Molecule: messenger RNA, 3711 nt
Organism: Cadophora gregata
Lineage: Eukaryota; Fungi; Ascomycota; Leotiomycetes; Helotiales; Ploettnerulaceae
Exons: 2
Coding region: 403-3033 (876 amino acids)
Source: RefSeq, a predicted model, not a curated record